Glycine soja is the source of this 1899-nucleotide messenger RNA. RefSeq lists its product as uncharacterized. The transcript has 7 exons. The record is from RefSeq and is a predicted model, not a curated record. NCBI's taxonomy places the organism in Eukaryota, Viridiplantae, Streptophyta, Magnoliopsida, Fabales, Fabaceae. The coding region runs from base 81 to 1526 and encodes 481 amino acids. Gene Ontology annotation, molecular function: protein binding.
AUUAUUAUUAUUACUGCUACAAAGCUAUGAUAUGAAUCCGCAGUGAUGAAAGAUGUUCUUGUGAAGCGGUGACUCUGAGAAUGGAAGGAAGGAUGCGUGGAGGUUAUAGUGGUCGACGCAUAGUAGCAAGCAGAAGAGGGAGUGGCAAAGGCAAUGUCAACAUCAUCAUCAACAACAACAACAACAACAACAACAAAAACAACACCAAUGUCAUCAAGAAGCUUCAGAGCCGUGAGAUUUGCUCGAAGCCUCAUCGAGCUUUUGCUUCUGUCACUGCCUCUCACAGAUUCCGCUCAAUGCGCUUGACGCACCAAUACGACACUCAUGAUCCCUCCAAGACUCGCUCUUCCCUUUGGCCCUUCUUGAUGAAAAGAACUAAAGUUGUGGAAAUUGUGGCUGCAAAAAACGUGGUCUUUGCUCUUUACCAUUCUGGUUUGUGUGCAGCUUUUAGUAGAGAAACCGAUGAGAGGAUUUGCUUUUUGAAUGUUUGCCCUGAUGAAGUCAUUCGGAGCCUCUUCUAUAAUAAGAACAACGACUCACUCAUCACAGUAUCCGUUUAUGCUUCUGAGAACUUCUGCUCUUUGAAAUGCAGAUCCACAAAGAUUGAAUACAUACGAAGAGGCAAGCCGGAUGCUGGGUUUCCUCUUUUCCAAUCUGAAUCUUUGAAAUGGCCUGGAUUUGUUGAGUUUGAUGAUGUCAACGGAAAGGUCCUAACUUACUCUGCACAAGAUUGUAUUUACAAGGUCUUUGAUCUUAAGAACUACACCCUGCUAUAUUCGAUUUCAGAUAGGAAUGUUCAAGAAAUCAAGAUCAGCCCUGGCAUCAUGUUAUUAAUUUACAAUAGAACCAGCGGUCAUAUUCCCCUGAAGAUCAUAUCCAUUGAAGAUGGCACAAUUCUCAAAGUGUUCAACCAUCUACUUCAUCGGAAUAAGAAGGUGGACUUCAUAGAGCAAUUUAAUGAAAAGCUUCUAGUCAAGCAAGAAAAUGAGAACCUUCAGAUUCUUGAUGUUCGUAGUUCUGAGCUGAUGGAAGUAAGCAGAUUGGAGUUCAUGACUCCAUCGGCAUUUAUCUUUCUGUACGAGAAUCAGUUGUUCCUUAGUUUCAGAAAUCGAACAGUUUCUGUUUGGAACUUCCGUGGGGAGCUUGUUACUUCAUUUGAGGAUCACCAGUUGUGGCAUCCAGACUGCAACACGAACAACAUAUACAUAACAAGUGAUCAGGAUCUCAUUAUAUCUUACUGCAAGGCUGAUUCUGAUGAUCAAUGGAUUGAAGGCACUGCUGGCUCCAUUAAUGUCAGCAAUAUCUUGACCGGGAAAUGUGUGGCGAAAAUAACUGCAAUAAGUAGCAGUGCCAAGGCGGACGAGUGCAGAAGUAGUGGUUGCAGCUGCAAGAAAAGUCAUUCAUGCCUAAUGAGGAGUCCAGUUGCGGAGGCUUUGGAGGACAUCACUGCCCUCUUUUAUGACGAAGACAGAAAUGAGAUCUAUACUGGGAACAGGCAUGGUCUUGUUCAUGUAUGGUCAAACUAAUGACAAAAGUUGGAACCUAUCCGUGUUUGGUUUUUCCCUUUUGAUGAUGGGAACAUUUCAGUAUUGGAUCCAAGCUACCUCAGCAUUCUAACCUUAGUUGAUGUGAAACUAUUACAUAGCACUUAGCAAUUGUGGAUUUGUGCAAGAGAUAAUCUGUUAAAAGACUAUUAACCAGAAGUUUCAAGAAAAGUUUGUGUAUGCUUUUGUUAGGUCUUUUAGAAGUUUGACCUUAUAGUUUCUGUAUAGUACAAUCAAUACUGAAAAUUGAGGCAUAUUACUUGUAUGCUGCAGUUAAUAUUUUUUUCUGAACUGAGACCCCUGCUGUUAUGCUACGAUUUUAUGAUACAAUGGAAUAUUGAAUGUUUUUCUUCAA